GAGAGUUGCGCGCGUGCUCUGUCGCCGCCGCUUCAGAGGAGGAGAGACGUUUAUUCAGAAGCUGAAGGAGGGACGAAACGAACGGAGUGAGUGAUCAACAGACGGGAGGAUGAGUGAAUGAAUGAACGAACGAACGGAUUCUUGUGCCGAACCGGUGAGAAGACGCAAACAACGACUUGGACGCCUCCUCACUCUGAGACAACCCCACACAAACCAGUGGAGUGCAGUGAAUCCCAGGCUGCAUCAGCAGAAAUGGCUCCAGCAGCCAUGUCUGUGCCGUCAUCUUCUCUCGCCUCCCUCUGCCCUUCCCGCUUCUCCUCAUCCCUCCUCUUCCUCUUGCUUUCUUUCUCGCUGCUCCUGUCGUGUCCCGGAUCGGUCCACGCGAGUUCACCGCAGAAAAACUGUACAUCUGGUGGAGACCCAUGUGUGGAAGGAGUGGUGCUGCCCGUGUGGAACCCCCAGAACCCCUCUGUGGGGGACAAAGUGGCGCGGGCCAUCGUUUACUUCGUAGCACUCAUCUACAUGUUCUUGGGCAUGAGUAUUAUAGCGGACCGGUUCAUGUCAUCCAUAGAGGUUAUAACCUCCCAGGAGAAGGAGAUCACCAUAAAGAGGCCAAAUGGUGAGACAACCACCACCACAGUGAGGAUCUGGAAUGAGACGGUUUCUAAUCUCACUCUGAUGGCGUUGGGGUCUAGCGCCCCGGAGAUACUGCUGUCUGUUAUUGAGGUGUGUGGUCAUGACUUUGAGGCAGGAUCUCUGGGUCCAAGCACCAUCGUGGGCAGCGCUGCCUUUAACAUGUUCGUCAUCAUCGCCCUGUGUGUGUACGUGGUUCCCGAUGGAGAGACUCGCAAAAUCAAGCACCUUCGGGUGUUUUUUGUCACAGCAGCAUGGAGCAUCUUUGCCUACAUCUGGCUCUACUUGAUUCUGAAUGUCUUCUCACCCGGAGAGGUGGAGGUGUGGGAGGCGGUGCUGACCUUCCUGUACUUCCCGCUGUGCGUGGUCCAGGCCUGGGUGGCUGACCGACGCCUCCUCUUCUACAAGUACGUCCGCAAGCGUUACCGGGCAGACAAGAGCCGCGGCAUCAUCAUUGAGACUGAGGGAGGGGCAGAUGGAGGGUUUGGAGGCAUGGGCGGAGGAGGAGGGGCUCUGGGUCCGGGCGGGUUCACCAAGAUGGACAUGCUGGAGCUGGACGGACAGAUGGCGCUGAACUGUCACAGUGGGAUGGACGGCGGACUGAUGGAGGACGGAGGAGCCAAGGAUGAGGAGGACGAGGCGAGGAGGGACAUGGCGAGGACGCUGAAGGAGCUAAAGCAGAGGCACCCGGACAAAGACAUGGAGCAGCUGAUUGAGAUGGCUAAUUAUCAGGUCCUGAUGCAGCAGCAGAAGAGCAGAGCGUUCUAUCGUAUCCAGGCGACCAGGAUGAUGAUCGGAGCCGGCAACAUCCUUAAGAAGCACGCUGCCGACCAGGCUCGCAAGGUGGUGAGCAGCCAUGAGACCCAAGCCCAGGAGGACGACCCUCACACCAUCAGGAUGGAUUUUGAACCCUCUCAGUACCAGUGCUUUGAAAACUGUGGUUCCUUGAAACUGACAGUUGGCAGACACGGAGGAGACCCUGGAGUUACUGUGAAGGUGGAUUAUCGCACGGAGGACGGUACAGCAAACGCAGGUUCCGAUUAUGAGUUUGCGGAGGGAACACUGAUGUUUAAGCCCGGCGAGACCCUCAAAGAGAUCACAGUUGGAGUGAUUGACGAUGACAUCUUUGAGGAGGAUGAGUAUUUCUACGUCCACCUCAGUAACCCAAGGGUGGCUGGUUAUCCUGAGAUUGGCACAGUGCCUCUGGAUACCAGUGUCGCGCCCAAAGCCGUGCUGGGUGACAACCACACAGCCACAGUGACCAUCUAUGAUGACGAUCAUGCAGGUAUCUUUACCUUUGAGAGUGCCAGUCAGAGGGUGAGUGAGAGCGUAGGUGUGAUGGAAGUGAAGGUGCUGAGGACUUCAGGAGCCAGAGGCCUGGUAGCCGUCCCCUAUCGCACCCUGGAUGGCACCGCAAGAGGUGGGGAAGACUACGAACUGUCUGCGGGCAAGCUGGAGUUUCAGAACGACGAGACGAUGAAGAUCAUUGAGGUGAAGAUAAUCGAUGAUGAAGAGUAUGAGAAAAACAAGAGUUUCAUCAUCGAGCUGGGGGAACCGGUUCUGUUGGAGAUUGGACAGAAACACGGUGACUCCAAUGAAAACAAGCCUUUAGUGGGAGCUGAGGAUGAAGAGGUGGCUAAAAUGGGCUGUCCCAGUCUGGGUGAACACACACAAGUAGAAGUGGUCAUAGAAGAAUCCUACGAGUUUAAGAAAGCAGUGAAUACACUAUUUGGCAGAGCUGAAAAGAGUACGGUAGAUAAGCUGAUCAAGAAGACAAACCUGGCUUUGGUGGUGGGCAGCAGCAGCUGGAGGGAGCAGUUUGUCAAUGCUGUGACAGUCAGUGCAGGAGAUGACGAUGAAGAGGAGAGCGGCGAGGAGCGGCUGCCGUCGUGCUUCGACUACAUCAUGCACUUCCUCACUGUUUUCUGGAAGGUUCUGUUUGCCUUCGUCCCGCCCACUGAGUACUGGAACGGCUGGGCCUGCUUCAUUGUGUCAAUAUCGCUCAUUGGCGUCCUGACGGCAGUCACCGGCGAUCUGGCGUCACACUUUGGCUGCACGAUAGGGCUGAAGGACUCGGUGACGGCCGUGGUGUUUGUGGCGCUGGGAACAUCAGUGCCAGACACAUUUGCCAGCAAAGUCGCGGCAAUCCAGGACCAGUACGCCGACGCCUCCAUCGGCAAUGUCACAGGCUCCAAUGCCGUCAACGUCUUCCUGGGUAUCGGCGUGGCGUGGACCAUCGCAGCCGUCGCCUGGCGCACCAGGGGCAAAACCUUCCGCGUGGACCCGGGCAACCUGGCCUUCUCCGUCACCCUGUUCACCAUCCUGGCUAUGGUGUGUGUGGUCACACUGCUGUACCGGCGGCGGGCCAAUGUGGCCGGCGGCGAGCUGGGCGGGCCACGGACUUGCAAAUUGCUAACGUCACUGAUGUUCAUCUCGCUGUGGCUGGUUUACAUCCUGCUGGCUUCACUGGAGGCCUACUGCCAUAUACCACUGUUUUAAACGGAGAGGUGAGCGGAGGGAGAGAGACCCACUGCCAACAUGAAGAGGACAGAAGGAGGAAACACGCACAGAGAUGAGGAGAGGAGGGAAAUAUUUGGGAGCUUUUUUCCAGUGGAAUCAGCAAAUCUUCAAAUUGACUUUGUACAAGCCCAAAAUAGCCUUUUUUCUUUUUUGUUUGAGUUUUUGCCUCCUCAGCGUGUAACAUCAUGAUAAACAUGGAGGCCCUACCAUCAACGUCUUGGAUGCAUCAACAGCUAAAUUAAGACUGAUUCACAGCAUUAAUGACAAAUAUUAUUGCAAUAUGUUCCAGGAUUCUCCCAAACAGCCAAUCAGCCAGCGGAGCAAGGAUGAUAAGAGAAAAGAAGCUGGAGGCAACAAAACUAAAGACAAACAUGGCUCUUUAUAACAUUAAUGGAAAGACGACAGGAAGGAAGGACUCCCUCCUCAGUUCCUCUUGGAUCUCCUGUCGUAACUGGAUCCCAAUGUCAUGGGAACAGUGGAUCCUCCCAUCAUACAGUUGAACGACUGCAGUGAUUUAUGACCUUCAACUUCCCUCUGUGCGCACACACACACACACACACACACACACACACACACACUUGGGGACCCUCAGUUGAUCCUACAACAGAGGACGACUCACUUGUGGGCAAG
Solea senegalensis (Senegalese sole) is the source of this 3783-nucleotide messenger RNA. RefSeq names its product sodium/calcium exchanger 1-like. Gene Ontology annotation, molecular function: calcium:sodium antiporter activity. The coding region runs from base 118 to 3132 and encodes 1004 amino acids. The record is from RefSeq and is a predicted model, not a curated record. The transcript has 17 exons. Lineage: Eukaryota; Metazoa; Chordata; Actinopteri; Pleuronectiformes; Soleidae. Gene Ontology annotation, biological process: sodium ion transmembrane transport; cell communication; calcium ion import across plasma membrane. Gene Ontology annotation, cellular component: postsynapse; sarcolemma; axon.